Molecule: messenger RNA, 896 nt
Organism: Ixodes scapularis (black-legged tick)
Lineage: Eukaryota; Metazoa; Arthropoda; Arachnida; Ixodida; Ixodidae
Exons: 2
Coding region: 143-721 (192 amino acids)
Source: RefSeq, a predicted model, not a curated record
GACAGCUUUUUUGAUGUCGUUCAUCCACGGGGCCCCGACACGAAGACGAGAAAGCGGAGUUAUAUAUAGAGUGAGCAAAAUGGCAAGGACAUCAAGAUCAACAACAUAAGCGUACGAGCGCGAGAUCGAGGGCCGUCUCAACAUGGACGAGUGCUCGGGAGCGGCGAAGACCCAACAACAAUGCAUAAGUCCUGAAAAGGAGACUGCUCUUCCCGCUCCCCUUGCCGAAGUCCAAGCCUUGACAAAUCUCACCGAGGGAUGGCUAACAUUUGCAGUGCGAUGGAUGGAGAUCUCGGAAAAACUGAUAACCCUCGCAGAUCACGUCGCGUUUUCUCUUGCAACAAGAAGCCUUCCUGAGACUUCUGCUAUCCCCGGUUCGAGAGUACAAAGCGCCAUAACAAAUUCGCGACUUGAGAUAAAGCGCAAGCGUAGUGCCAAAGAAGAGAAGCCCGAAGCCUCCGUCAUGACAGCUGCACCAGUGAGGAGGAGGAGCGGGGGAACCUUAAAUACUUUCUCUUCUCAAAGCAGUGGAUACAAGAGGAAGAAGGCUGCGGUCUUCAGAGGCAGUUCCUGGUCAUCAUCCGUUUCCUCCGCAAAGCCAAGAAAGAAAAGACGCUGUGGCACUUGUCGCGCUUCAACGACCGGAAGUGCCACAGGGACAACUAGAAGGUCCAGGACGAAAAGGGCAACGGUUGCGAAGACCCGAAAAAAGAAAGCCUAGACACAAAAGCUUCAGGACUAGCGGGACAUCGCCAAAAAUGCCCAAGAAGACGAGAGGAAGCUGAGCCAUUCAGAACUAAAAAAAAAUUGAAAGCGGCUGAUGAGUAUGGUUUGAAGAUUUCUGCAACAAAAAGGGACCUUCGCCAGGGGCAAUAACACUUGUGCAAGGCCCUCAG